ACAAAGACCAGCCACCGACGGGACACGCCCACAAGACUACCUACAGACACUUUAAGAGUCUGUCCGGACUAGGGACCAGGAACCGGAUCAGAGACCAGAGAGUGGACCAGUCCACAUCCAGGCGGACCUGCAGACGGUGAGGAUGAGGAGGACAGAGACGCCGCUGCAUAAGCAGCAGUCGAUGCCAUGUUUUGGAAAAGAGAUGCCGAGGCAUUUCCCCAAAAUGUCGAUGAGUGAGGUGGAUGAGAAGAUGUGUAAGCUGGCGGAGAAGGUGUACGCGUCAGCGCUGAAGGAGGAGGACACAAAGGACGCCAUGGCGCUGUUCACAGUCCCAGAGGACUGUCCCAUCGGCCUCCAUGAGGACCGAGAACGAGCCCUGCAGAAGGAGAUGGCCCAGCUCCACUGCCAGGAGUCGGUGAACAGGAAGAAGAACCUGAUGCUGAAGCGUUCGCAGUCAGUAUCGCUGCAGAUUCCUCCUGAAUGGUGUCUGUCGGUGGUUUCUCCAAUGCUCUCCCCAGUCACACCAGAACCAGGUCUGGCCAUGGCUUCCCCAGAAUUCCAGAGGGUCACCAUUAGUGGAGAUUACUGUGCAGGGGUCACUGUGGAGGACUAUGAGCAGGCGGCCCAGAGUUUGCUCAAGGCUCUUCUGAUCCGAGAGAAGUAUUCACGGCUGGCGUACCACCGCUUCACCAGAACCACGGCCCGGUUCCUCAGCGAGGCCCGGAAUGAGAAGUGGAAGGUGGAGGACGAGGUCCUGCCAGACAUCUUGCCAUACCCUCAUGAGGGUGAGGACCCCUACUCUAUGGAGGGGAUUCCUGACAACCUGAACUUCCAUCUGCAGAUGAAGGAUGGUAUCGUCCACGUCUAUGACGACGCCGAUGCUCUCAGAGAGCAGCGACCGCACAGCCUCCCCUACCCCGACCUCGAGACAUUCGCAGUUGACCUCAGCCAUGUCCUCGCUAUGAUCGCCGAUGGACCCACGAAGACGUACUGCCACCGGCGGCUGACCUUCCUGGAGUCCAAGUUCUACCUCCAUGAGAUGCUGAAUGAAAUGGCGGAGCUGAAGGAGCUGAAGGGCGUCCCACACAGAGACUUCUACAAUGUCAGGAAGGUGGACACCCACAUCCACGCUGCUGCCUGCAUGAACCAGAAACAUCUGCUGAAGUUCAUAAAGUCCACAUACCAGACGGAGGAGGACCGUGUGGUUCUGGAAAAGAACGGCCAGAAGAUGACGCUGAAGGAGGUGUUCCACAAGCUCAGCAUGGACCCAUAUGACCUUACUGUGGACUCACUGGAUGUUCACGCUGGAAGACAAACAUUUCAUCGCUUCGACAAGUUCAACUCCAAGUACAACCCGGUGGGAGCAAGUGAACUACGAGAGAUUUACCUGAAAACCGACAACUACAUCAGAGGAGAAUACUUUGCACGACUCAUUAAGGAAGUGGCCAAAGAGCUGGAGGACAGUAAAUACCAACACGCCGAACCUCGUCUGUCCAUCUACGGACGCUCGACCAGCGAAUGGGAGGGAUUGGCCACGUGGUUCAUCGAGCAUAAGGUGCACUCGCCAAACAUGAGGUGGAUCAUCCAGGUCCCACGGCUCUAUGACGUCUUUAGGUCAAAGAAGUUGGUCCCAAACUUCGCCAAGAUGUUGGAGAACAUCUUCCUGCCACUGUUUGAGGCCACAGUGAAUCCACAGAAGCACAAGGCCGUCCAUGUGUUCCUCAAAUAUGUCACAGGGUUCGACAGUGUGGACGACGAGUCCAAACACAGCGACCACCUGUUCUCCUACAAAAGCCCCACACCAGAGGAGUGGACGACGGACAACAACCCGCCAUACACCUACUACCUGUUCUACAUGUACGCCAACAUCAUGGUCCUCAACAACCUUCGCAGGGAACGAGGCCUGAACACGUUCCAGUUCCGUCCUCACUGUGGAGAAGCUGGUUCCAUCACCCACCUGGUGUCGGCGUUCCUCACCGCAGACAACAUCUCCCACGGCCUCAACCUGAAGAAGAGUCCGGUUCUCCAGUACCUGUACUACCUGGCCCAGAUCCCAAUCGCCAUGUCUCCGCUGAGCAACAACAGCCUGUUCCUGCAGUACUCCAAGAACCCACUCAGAGAGUUCCUCCACAAAGGCCUGUGUGUGUCGCUGUCCACCGAUGACCCCAUGCAGUUCCACUACACCAAGGAGGCGCUGAUGGAGGAGUACGCCAUCGCCGCUCAGCUGUGGAAGCUCAGCACAUGUGACCUGUGUGAAAUCGCCAGGAACAGCGUUCUGCAAAGCGGACUCUCCCAUCAGGAAAAGAAACACUUCCUGGGUUCAAACUACCUCCAGGACGGACCGGAGGGAAACGACAUCCGUAGAACCAACGUGGCCCAGAUCCGGAUGGCGUAUCGGUACGAGACGCUGUGCAACGAGCUCAGCUUCUUGGUGGAUGCUGUGAAGACAGACGUCUGAGUCACCGACUGCAUCUGAAUGCAUCAUCUGGAGAAAAAGGGUACAAUGAAACUGUAGUUUAAUCUGACUUUUAUCUGUGGUCACUGAGCUGAAGGUUAAAGGUCAUCCUUUACAGAUGAGGUGAGCGAUGGGUCACAGUGGUUCAUUUUCUACUUUUAAAGGUUGAACUUUUGGUUUAUCUGUUUGUGUGUUUUCACCACAGAAUUCAAAUUAACUGAGUAAACCAACACAUUGUCUCUAAUGUGUUUAAUGUGUUUGAGGAUGAUGGAUCUGUAUUUUCUGUUUGUUUUUCUAGAACACUGUGAACAUGCAUGGUUUAACUCUUUCACUCGGGUUCCAGUUCAACGACAUCAACUUUUCCAGUUGAACUGAAUCUGAAUAUUUUGUAUGCUUUAUACAUUUUUAUCACGUGUAAAUAAACUUGUAAACUGUGAAUGUGUAUUUUUUUUCUUUAGUCUUGUAUAUGACUGGAAUCAUGUUGGAUGUUUCCAGACCAGACGUAAAAUCUGACAAGUAGACGUUGCACAAAAGUCAGCAGACACCCCUCUAGUGGAAACUCCGAAAAAACCUCCAUUAAAAGCAACCAUUUGAGCAGGGGUGUCAAACAUGCGGCCCGGGGGCCAAAAGCAGCCCGCCGAAGGGUCUAAUCCGGCUCAUGGGAUGAAUUAUUGAAAUACAAAAAUUACACUGAAGAUAUUAACAAUCAAGGAUGUUAAAAUAAUGUUAGGUCAGUUUGAUCUAAAGUGGGGCAGACCAGUCAAAUACUAUCAUCAUAAACUGUAAUCAUGAAAACCAUAAAUUAUUCUGUUUUUAUUGUUAAAAAAAAAAAAAAAAAAAAAAACCAAAAAUGUUACAAAAAUGUGAACCUGAACAAAUAUGAACAAC
Sphaeramia orbicularis (orbiculate cardinalfish) is the source of this 3343-nucleotide messenger RNA. RefSeq names its product adenosine monophosphate deaminase 3b (gene ampd3b). The transcript has 16 exons. Gene Ontology annotation, cellular component: cytosol. Lineage: Eukaryota; Metazoa; Chordata; Actinopteri; Kurtiformes; Apogonidae. Gene Ontology annotation, biological process: AMP metabolic process; IMP salvage. Bases 143 to 2458 code for a protein of 771 amino acids. Gene Ontology annotation, molecular function: AMP deaminase activity. The record is from RefSeq and is a predicted model, not a curated record.